AUGGUGGGGCUACACUCUGCCAUGCAGUUGACUUUCCAGGCCCAGGCCCGGCCUGCCGUGGCGGCCUAUCACCAUGCUGACCGUGGGUGUAAAACUCUCGAUCGAACCGGUUUUGAUCAAUUAGUUCAAGCCAUAUUGAAUCUCCAGCACGGGCACACGGUGGUAGGUGUGGCAUUUUCCAUGGACACGCCCGGUUAUUUGAACAUAUAUCCAUGCAUCAUAGCAUUACUCCUCCAAAAGCGAAAUCAUGUCAAUUUAGACCCACAAAACCAAAGUUGGCUCGGGAUACAAACCGCUUUGGCUGAGCUUCAAGUCAGUAUGAUCAUUUGCGACCAAACUUUUCUGCUCGAUAACCCCCUUGAAAUUAUCUCUCAAAUGAAACUGAGUAUUGAUGUGUGGCUGCUUAGCAUCAAAGUCGAGGUUACGCACAACCUCGAGGCAGCCCUCAGAAUCCCCGAAAUCGCUUAUGUGGCCCAAACAUCUGGAACUACGGGAAAGAGAAAGUCUGUUUUCGUUUCUUGGAACAGUAUAUCGCCCAAUGUAAAUGAUUAUCUGAGCUUAUUCCAAGUUUCGUCUGUUCUCAGUGUCUCUCCUCCCACGUUUGACCCUUUCUACCUUGAAAUCUUGUUAGCUUUCUUGAAAUGCGUACCCAUUCAUUUCAUGAACACGGCUCUAAAACUGAAAUCAUUCCAAUUUUCCCGAAUCGUAACUGAGAACCAAUUAUCUUGGGCACAAAUGACGCCUUCCUUGUUUCAUUUGGUCCGAGAUGGGCCUUGUUUUCGAGGUGAAACGACAUUAAAAUUUGUGAUCUUAGGCGGAGAGAAAUGUCCGUCAGUGUUUCCUCAAUCAUCAAUAGAGUACUUCAAUGCUUAUGGUGUGACCGAAAUGUCUUGUUGGCAAUCUUUGGUUAGAAUCGACACUAAUCAGACUGGUCGGAUUUGGUCAGAAAAGCUCAAUCUAUUAUCCGAAACGAGUUUAACAUUGAACAAGCACAACGAAAUUGUAGUGUCCAGUGGUUCCAGAAUGUGUCAUGUCUUCCCCGAAAGUGGCACAGAAUUGAGUCAUUCCCUAUUCGUGGUAUAUACUGGCGAUCGAGGUCUUUGGGGUAAAGAUAAGUCGAUCCAAUUCGAGGCAAGAUCCAAAGAUUUCAUCAAGAUUCAAGGAAAACGAAUUGCUCUGUUGGAGAUAGAACGUGAGUUAGAAGCAGUGCUAGAUAUUGAUGUGAAAUGUGUUCAAGACGACCACGACCAACAGCGAGUUGUUGGAUUUCAUACCAGUGACCUGGAUAUCAGUUUACUGAAACAACUACCGACUUUUAUGGUUCCCGAUGCGUUUCGACAAGUUACGGAAUUUCCUGUAACCCUCCAUGGAAAAUUGGAUAAGAGAAGGCUUCUCGAUAUGUUUCGUAAGAGACGAUGCUCACCUGCAGUUGAUCUCAAACUCCUGUGGAAAAAGUACACUGGAAUUGUCCCUGAAAAAGAUUCGAAUUUCGUUCUCAACGGAGGUGACUCAAUUUAAGCUGUUCAGCUUCUUGGUGAGAUCGAAGAUUCGCUUGAUAUUCCCGAAGUUCAAACCUGUCUGGAAUUACUUUUGAACGGACAAUAUGCAGCAUUCCAACAAAAGUUGGAGAACCUACUCGGUUCCAUCCAGCCAAAGAAGCUUCUCAAACACUUCUCGACCGACAUUGUCACCAACACCGAAUCUCCGGAUAAGAUCUUUCCUUGUCUUGGGCGUGGAUUUUGUCACUGCUCAUCGAAUAAUAUUUUAAGGGUGAAUGGACAAAAACGUUCCAUCUGGACUGUAGAUCUUAAGAAAUGCAUUGAUGCUACGCCUCUGAUCGUCGAGUUUCUAUCAUCAAGCUUGCUCUUCAUCGGGUCCCAUUCGGGAUUACUGAGCGCCAUUGACUUCGACACUGGAGAAGUCCGAUGGAUGCGUGAUCUUGAAGAUCGCAUCGAAAGCUGCGCAGUCCUUUCCAUCGAUGGACAUUUCAUAUUUGUCGGUUGUUAUGACGGUUGCAUGUAUGCUAUGAACUCGCAUACCGGUGAGUUGGGUUGGACUUUCAAAACCAAUGGCUUGAUCAAGACCACGGUGUCAGUUGGCGGUAAUGGCAUCUAUUUCGGAUCCUAUGACCAUCAUUUGUACUGCCUAGAUUCAACAACAGGAGUAGAGCGAUGGAAGCAUAAUAUCUGCGGAUCGAGUAUCCUCGCUCGAUCAGUUGUAACGGACAACGCGAUUAUCUGUGCCACUUUAAGUGGUCACCUAUCACGACGCGAUCUUGCCAAAGGAACGGAGAUCUGGACCGUCCGACUAAACGGUCCAAUUUUCUCCAAUCCAGUUCAACAAGAUGGAUUCCUAUUCUGCGCCACCGCCAAAGGUCGCAUAUACAAGGUGAACGGGGUAUCGGGAGAUCAUGUGUGGAUAUUCGAGGCCAAAGCCGCCAUUUUCUCGUCCUUGAUUUUACAAGAUAAGAAUCUCGUGUUUGGAACACACGGCCGAGGAGUCAUAAGUGUGGACUCGGAUUCCGGUCAGGAAUUGUGGCGUGUUCAGCAUCGCGAUCAUGUGUUUGCCACUCCCUGCUUGACCCAAGAUGGUCAAGUGUUGAGUUUGGGGGUGGACGGACAAUUCAUAGUGAGCCAAAAGGGUGAAGUGUGUCAUGAGGUGGAUAUAGGGGAGGAUCGAUCUGGAGGAUUCUUCUCGUCACCUUUGGCCUACAAAGGCGUCCUCAUCGUUUGUUCACGAGAUAAUCGAGUCCAUUGUUUGAGUAUCUAAGUGCUUUGAAGAAGAUAACUGACCGGCAUGUCAUUCAAAUAGUUAUAGUAAACGUCCACAAUGUCUUAUAUGCAUAUUGAACAAGACGGUUUGCCUUGGCCCAUCAAUACAAUCUGACUUUUUUUUG
Tigriopus californicus is the source of this 2896-nucleotide messenger RNA. It is a transcript of the gene Aasdh, whose product is annotated as beta-alanine-activating enzyme-like. Gene Ontology annotation, biological process: amino acid activation for nonribosomal peptide biosynthetic process. The record is from RefSeq and is a predicted model, not a curated record. Gene Ontology annotation, molecular function: protein binding. The transcript has 2 exons. Lineage: Eukaryota; Metazoa; Arthropoda; Copepoda; Harpacticoida; Harpacticidae.